GCAUGAAUAGAAAAACAAAAACAUAAAUCGAAGAGCACCGUCACAAGCCAGCAACAAAGUGCUCAGUAUUUUAACCAGUUUUUUGUAACAUAAUCAAGAAUGGGAGGAGAUGGAGGAUCAAUCCCAAAGCGGGCAGAACUUGUUAAAACCAGCAAGAAAAAAGAGCAGGCAGAUAAAGAUAUGGAAAGGGAUGCAAAAUGGUCACACUGUGCCAUAACGCAACGAGAGCUAGUUAGGCCCAUAGUUGCCUGUGAACUGGGGAAGCUGUACAAUAAGGAGUCUGUACUGGAAUUUCUACUCGACAAAUCACUUUGUGAUUCAAUCACACAUAUCAGGAGCCUUAAGGAUGUUAAAGAGCUCAAUUUGACAGUUAAUUCUGGUUACGAUACGAAGUGCAGGGAAGCUGCUGGGCAUUUUGAUACAAUGGCUGCCAAGUACAUUUGCCCCGUUGCUGGUCUUGAAAUGAAUGGGAAGUAUAGGUUCUGUUUCAUGUGGAGUUGUGGUUGUGUUAUUUCUGAAAGAGCUAUGAAGGAGGUUCCAAGUGAGGUGUGUCAUAAAUGUGGAAAAGCUUUUGAUCUAGAAAAUGUAAUCACUUUGAAUGGAGAUGAAAGUGAUUUUGAACGUCAAAAGAUUGCAAUGGAAGCUAGGAGACUGAAGGCAAAGCUAGAGAAAAAAUCUAAAAAGUCUGAAAAAAUAGCUGGAGAUUUAGAAAACAAAAAGAAAAAUGGUGGAGAUAAGGUAGAUGGUGGGAAGAAAAGGGCAGGUGCAGAUCUGCCAGGAGAGAAAAUGACAUCAAAGAAACUGAAAAGUGGGCAAGAAUCAUCAAUGGCAAAAAAUAAUUCAAAAGUUCAACAACAGACUGAUUCUGUAAAAGACACAUCUCACCUUGAUCCUAAAGGAACAAAAGUCUACAAAAACCUCUUUACCUCAAGUGAAUCACACAAAAACCGUUCAAAAGACAAAACUUCUAACUGGGUUACAUACAACCCAUAUCAUUUAUAAACUUGUUAUCUACAUAGCUUGUUAUGUUUUCUUCAACAUUAUUUUUGGUUUAUAACAAUAUUAUAGGGUUGAAUUCAAAGUAAUAUUAAAUUGCUUUUAUAUGUAAUAAAGAUAAGAUGCAUUUGCUAAAAUGUGAUCGUUUUUCAAAAUGCACCAGCUGUUUUCUUUCUUUCCUUUGCAACCUCUUUUGUCUUUUUUCUUUGCAUGGCAUAUGGCUCUUUACAUUAUUUAAUUUAAUUUCAACUUUGGAAAGUGCUUUGCACAGACGCAAAAUAUAUCAGGUGCCUCCAGAAGACCUGGAAGGCCUCAGUUGUGGACAUUUUGUAUCACAUCAAAGGGAGGUGUUUUAUUACAUAUGAUUGGUAGGUAUCAAAAAGUGACAGUCCUUGUGUCACACAAAAGGAGACUUGCCCCUUGCAUUUUUCAUCCAGGGAUGGAUCUAGACCAGUUGCACAGGUUUCAAAAAACCGGUCAAAUUCUAAGCUAAAUUUCAAUUGCAACAAUUGCUGCAUUUCUCUCUGACUGACUACAGUCCUGAUGUUUACAUGAUGAAUUGAAGCCCCACAAGAUUUUGACAAAGUUCCCAGCUUCCUAAUUCUUCUUUUAUCCUAAAGUAUCAGAGGAAUUCAAAAUCGAGGAAAUCUGUAGCCACUUGAAGUGACAGUUUAGAGUAUGAUAUCUUUGUGCCAAUAUUGAAACCGGUGGCUGUCAUUUCUGAAAACCUGUGAAAACCAGUGCCCAUAUUAGUGCGGUCGUUGAGGUGAUGAACCAGGAAAAAAUUUGUAGAUACGCCAAACGCACAUCAUUUAACGUAGAAUUAUUUUUUUUUAUAAGAUAUCCAAAAUCGCCUAAAAUCCUAUUUUGGGGAAAAAAGUUAUGGAAAUUUUAAAAACAUGAGCUUUUAGACCAUGACCAUAUGCACAAUAUUGUGCGAGCAGAUGGACAUUACCAACUGCCGAGGGAUUCUGCAAAAUAUGAAUAGCUUGCAAGAAUUCAAGGCGUGGAUUCUGAAUUUGGAAGCUAAACAUGUAUUUGAGUGGACAAUUGAGAAAUAAAAUUUAGCAUAGGUUGAACAGUAGCAAAGUAAGUCUCGUUGCUAACCCGCCAAAACUAUUGAAAUUUUUGAUUAUAAAUGAAAGUAAUCAUUUUUGAACAGUUUCACAGAUAUAUAAAUUCUCUGGUAUUUGCAAUUAUUUGCCUAGCACGACACGUGAAAAGCAGUUUUCAUGAUGUAUGGUUUCUGCUGCUACAAGAUCAAUGCAUCCUUGAAGGCAAGGUUAUAUAUU
Rhopilema esculentum is the source of this 2288-nucleotide messenger RNA. RefSeq names its product replication termination factor 2. Gene Ontology annotation, cellular component: nucleus. Gene Ontology annotation, biological process: mitotic DNA replication termination. The record is from RefSeq and is a predicted model, not a curated record. Lineage: Eukaryota; Metazoa; Cnidaria; Scyphozoa; Rhizostomeae; Rhizostomatidae.